Trichosurus vulpecula (common brushtail) is the source of this 953-nucleotide messenger RNA. RefSeq names its product 60S ribosomal protein L15-like. The transcript is spliced from 3 exons. Gene Ontology annotation, biological process: cytoplasmic translation. Bases 1 to 933 code for a protein of 310 amino acids. Gene Ontology annotation, cellular component: cytosolic large ribosomal subunit; ribosome. Gene Ontology annotation, molecular function: RNA binding; structural constituent of ribosome. NCBI's taxonomy places the organism in Eukaryota, Metazoa, Chordata, Mammalia, Diprotodontia, Phalangeridae. The record is from RefSeq and is a predicted model, not a curated record.
AUGGCUGCUAAUGGCCACCUUUGUGAUAGAACUGAACAGACUGAUUUAGCUGUACUUCUGGUUCAGCUGCUGAAGAAUGUUGCCCCAAAGUAUUUAACACCUCUGAACUACGAGAGUAUUGCAACAGUCCAAAUGGAAGGUGAUGAGGACUUCCACCAGGGUGAUUAUGAUGUUAGUAGAGACAAAGGUUUUAGUGUGGGAGAUCUUGAAGAGAAGGAACUGACAGAGCUUGACAAGAUAUUGGAUAUGGGUUGCGUUAAAAAUUUUAUCGCUUUCCGGUCGGCGGCAGCCAUCAGGCAGGCUAGGUGUGAGCCAAGAUGGGGGGCCUACAAGUACAUUCAGGAGCUGUGGAGGAAGAAGCAGUCGAAUGUCAUGCGGUUCCUGCUGCGCUUGCGCUGCUGGCAGUACCACCGGCUAUCAGCGCUGCAUCGCGUGCCCCCGCCCACCAGACCCGACAAAGCCCGCAGGCUGGGCUACAAGGCCAAGCAAGGUUAUAUCAUCUACCGUAUCCGGGUUCGCCGUGGUGGCCGAAAGCGUCCAGUUCCCAAGGGUGCAACCCGUGGUAAACCCGUGCAUCAUGGCGUCACUCAGCUGAAGUUUGCCAGGAGCCUUCAGUCUGUAGCAGAAGAACGUGCUGGCCACCACUGUGGGGCCCUGAAAGUCUUGAACUCAUACUGGGUGGGUGAAAAUUCAACCUCCAAAUUCUUUGAGAUUAUUCUUAUUGACCCAUUCCAUAAAGCUAUCAGACGAAAUCCCGACACUCAAUGGAUCACUAAGCCAGUGCACAAACACAGAGAGAUGCGGGGGCUUACCUCAGCUGGCCGAAAGAGUCGGGGUCUUGGAAAGGGUCACAAAUUCCACCAUACUAUUAGAGGUUCUCGUAGUGCUGCUUGGAGAAGGCGCAAUACUCUCCAACUACAUCGAUACCGCUAAUUGGUGCACAUUAAUUUGUA